AUGGAGGUGGAAGUUGUCGUUUCAAAAACAACAAAGAAGAGAAAAAGUUAUGGCCGUGUAAAAGAUGUCAUGAAAAAAAUUAGGCCUAAUAGUCAUACUACAGGUAAAGACUGCAAAUUCCACAGAUUAAAAUGCUUUGAAAAUAGUUUAUUAGAUUGUAGACUAAGAAUAAUAAGACAGUUUAAUGAACUGAAUUCGUAUGAUAAACAAAAUAGCUACUUGGGAGGUCUUGUUAAAGCUGUACCAGUGCAAAGCCGUAGGAGCAGAAAACCACACGAGGAGACAAAGAUUAACCAGAGUUGA
Messenger RNA from Diabrotica balteata, 303 nucleotides. The record is from the annotation of a GenBank genome assembly. NCBI's taxonomy places the organism in Eukaryota, Metazoa, Arthropoda, Insecta, Coleoptera, Chrysomelidae.